Messenger RNA from Stegastes partitus (bicolor damselfish), 4811 nucleotides. It is a transcript of the gene rasgrf2a, whose product is annotated as Ras protein-specific guanine nucleotide-releasing factor 2a. The coding region runs from base 375 to 4259 and encodes 1294 amino acids. Gene Ontology annotation, biological process: Ras protein signal transduction. The transcript is spliced from 28 exons. Gene Ontology annotation, molecular function: guanyl-nucleotide exchange factor activity. The record is from RefSeq and is a predicted model, not a curated record. Lineage: Eukaryota; Metazoa; Chordata; Actinopteri; Pomacentridae. Gene Ontology annotation, cellular component: plasma membrane.
UAGUUUUUCCUACAUAUUUAUUGUAUAUAUUUUUAUUCAACAUUUACAGCGCGGACGGAAAACCUCCAAAGUUUCCAGCAUGCAGACGCGCUGAAGUGUCGCUGCUCUGAGCGGUUCAGCUGCAGGGAGAGACCCGCACCAGAGCCCCGGUCUGGGCGCUGCUGAGGCUGAUGCGCGCUGCGCCGCGGACGCUCCAACUUUUUAUACCAUGGUAAGCCUGGAUUACCUUUUUCCUGCAGACGGAGAUAUCAACCGCGUUCUCUUUGGCGUCUAAAAAUAACGGCGGCGGUAGCGCAUCGGGAGCUGCGGUGUGAUGUGACGCCCCGGGUCGCUGUUUGAAGUUGGCACCGAAAAUAAAGACUGAAGUCCAUAAAAUGCAGAAGAGCGUGCGGUACAAUGAGGGCCACGCUCUGUAUCUGUCGGUGGUUGCGCGUAAAGAGGGCACCAAGCGCGGCUUCCUGAGCAAGAAGACCACGGAGAACAGCCGCUGGACCGAGAAGUACUUCGCCCUCUACCAGAACGUUCUCUUCUACUUCGAGAACGACCAGAGCACGAGACCCUCCGGUAUCUACCUGCUGGAGGGAUGCACGUGCGAGCGGGCACCGGCGCCCAAAGUGUCCGCGAUCAGCAAGGAGCCGGUGGAGAAACAGCAGCAUUACUUCUUGGUCAUUUUUGGCCACGAUGGACAGAAACCUUUGGAACUGCGGACAGAAGAAGAGCCGGACUGCAACGAGUGGGUGGAGUGCAUCCAGCAGGCCAGCUACUCUGACAUCAUCAUCGAGCGUGAGAUCCUGAUGCAGAAGUAUAUCCACCUGGUCCAGAUCAUGGAGACUGAGAAGGUCGCAGCCAAUCAGCUUCGCACUCAGCUGGAGGACCAGGACACAGAGAUCGAGCGGCUUAAAGCCGAGAUUGUAGUGCUGAAUAAAACCAAGGAGAGGAUGCUGCCUUACCAGAACAACCAAGAGGAAGAAGACCCAGAUAUUAAAAAGAUCAAAAAGGUGCAGAGUUUCAUGCGUGGCUGGCUCUGCCGGAGGAAGUGGAAGAUCAUCGUCCAGGACUACAUCUGCUCCCCUCAUGCCGAGAGCAUGAGGAAGAGGAACCAGAUUGUGUUCAACAUGGUGGAGGCCGAGACGGAGUACGUCCACCAGCUCUCUAUCCUGGUCAACUGUUUCCUCCGGCCGCUUCGCAUGGCAGCCAGCUCCAAGAAGCCUCCGAUCAGCCACGACGAUGUCAGCAGCAUCUUCCUCAACAGUGAGACCAUCAUGUUUCUGCAUGAGAUCUUCCACCAAGGUCUAAAGGCUCGCAUUGCUAACUGGCCCACUCUGGUUCUGGCGGACCUGUUUGACAUUCUGCUGCCCAUGCUGAACAUCUACCAGGAGUUUGUGCGAAACCACCAAUACAGUCUGCAGGUGCUGGCAAACUGUAAGCAGAACAGAGACUUCGACAAGCUGCUCAAACAGUACGAGUCCAACGCUGCUUGUGAGGGCCGCAUGUUGGAGACGUUCCUCACUUAUCCCAUGUUCCAGAUCCCACGAUACAUCAUCACUCUUCACGAGCUGCUGGCGCACACACCUCAUGAACAUGUGGAGCGCAAGAGUCUGGAGUUUGCCAAAUCAAAACUGGAGGAGCUGUCAAAGAUGAUGCACGAUGAAGUGAGCGACACAGAGAAUAUCAGGAAGAACCUGGCCAUCGAGCGGAUGAUCGUGGAGGGCUGCGACAUCCUUUUAGACACGAGUCAGACCUUUGUCAGACAAGGCUCUCUCAUCCAGCUGCCAUCCAGCAGCGAACGGGGCAUGCUCAGUAAGGUCCGCCUGGGCUCCCUGUCCCUGAGGAAGGAAGGCGAGCGACAGUGUUUCUUGUUUACCAAACACUUCCUCAUCUGUACCCGAACAUCUGGAGGGAAGCUUCACUUACUCAAGCAGGGAGGAACGUUGUCUCUGAUCGAGUGCACUCUGAUUGAGGAACUAGACGCCAAUGAUGAAGACUACAACGCAGCAGGUCAAGGCUUCAACCAUCUGGAGUUUAAAAUUGUGGUGGAGCCUCCUGAUGGUCAGAGCUUCUCUGUCGUCCUCUUGGCUCCGUCCCGUCAGGAGAAAGCUGCCUGGACCAGCGACAUCAGCCAGUGCAUCGAUAACAUCCGGUGUAAUGGCCUGAUGACCAGCGUGUUUGAGGAGAACUCCAAAGUUUCUGUCCCGCACAUGAUCAAGUCUGACGCCAGGCUGCAUAAAGACGACGUCGACAUUUGCUUUAGCAAGACGCUUAAUUCCUGCAAGGUCCCGCAGAUCCGAUACGCCAGCGUGGAGCGCCUGCUGGAGCGUCUGACCGACCUGCGCUUCCUCUCCAUAGAUUUCCUCAACACCUUCCUCCACACCUACAGGAUCUUCACCACAGCAGCCGUGGUCAUCGACAAGCUCGCUGACAUCUACAAGAAGCCUUUCACCUCCAUACCCGUCAGGAUCGAGCAGCAUUCAUGUGACCGUCUAUCCAUCAUGUCCCUCUGUCCUGACUACAGUCUGAAGAUAACACAGCUUGCACUGGACCAGUCUAAGUCUCUGGAGCUCUUCUUCGCCACCAACCAGGGCGUGUGGGGAACCGACCCGUUGAACAACAAAUCACCGAGGCUGUGUCGCAAGUUCUCCUCCCCGCCUCCCCUCUCCAUCCCCUCUCGCACCUCCUCCCCUGUCCACUGCCGCAAGCUCUCGCUCAGCUCUCCGAUCGGUAUGAAAGCAGGAGCUUUAGACCUCUCCACCACCCCUUCCUCCUCAGCAGCCAACUCCCCCACCUCCAGUCACAGCCCCUCCAUCUCCUCUCCUCCUCCCGGCUCAACCAGGCCCCCCUCGGGCUUCUCCUCACCUCCGCCCACCGCCACGCGCUCUCCCAGCCUCCCCCAGGCCUCUGGGGUCUCCUCGCCGCCCCCCAUCUCCACCAAGGCCCCGCUGGACCUGAGCCGCGGUCCCAGCUCUCCAGAGCUGAGUCCAGCUGCAGGGGAGGACGUCAGCGGAGAGCUGCCUCGCAUCGACGCCUUCUGUGGGAAGCUGAGGCGCAGCAUCCGCAGGGCCGUCCUGGAGUCAGUAUCACUGGACAAGUUUAUUCCUGAAUCACCAGCCAGCAGCGAGCCGGGCGACAUGUCUCCCUGCCGCUCCCCUUCCACGCCGAGGCAUCUCCGCUACCGACAGUCAGGAGUCACAUCGGGGGAGAACGCUCGCUGCACCAUGUCGCCAGCUUCAGCGUUCGCCAUCGCCACGGCUGCUGCCGGGCACAGCAGCUCCCAGGGUUUUAGUAAUUCAGAGAAAGCCUGCGACAAAGAAUUCAUCAUCCGCAGAGCUGCUACCAACAGAGUUCUGAAUGUGCUACGACACUGGGUUUCCAAACACUCCCAGCUCUAUGACAAGAAUCCUACUGCUCUGGAGGAUUACUUUCCAUACAGUUCUGUUAUCAGUGUGACUAUUGCCCUUUCCCAAGAGGAACAGGACGACACCCAGCUGAGGAUAGAGGACAUUUUACAGAUGGCGGAGAGUCCAAAGGCAGAGUGUUUCGAGUCGCUCUCGGCCAUGGAGCUGGCGGAACAGAUCACCCUGCUGGAUCACAUCGUGUUCAGGAGUAUUCCCUAUGAGGAGUUUCUGGGUCAGGGCUGGAUGAAGGUCGACAAAACUGAGAGGACUCCGUACAUCAUGAAGACCAGCCAGCACUUCAACGAUAUGAGUAACCUGGUGGCGUCUCAGAUCAUGACCCACACUGACGUGGGCUCCAGAGCCAGCUCCAUAGAGAAGUGGCUGGCGGUGGCCGACAUCUGCCGCUGCCUCAACAAUUACAACGGCGUGCUAGAGAUCACUUCCGCCCUCAACCGCAGUGCCAUCUACCGGCUGAAGAAGACCUGGGCCAAAGUCUGCAAACAGACAAAAGCGCUGAUGGACAGGCUGCAGAAGACAGUGUCGUCGGAGGGGAGGUUCAAGAACCUCAGAGAGACACUAAAAAACUGUAACCCUCCAUGUGUCCCGUACCUGGGCAUGUACCUCACUGACCUGGCCUUCAUCGAGGAGGGGACGCCCAACUUCACCGAGGAGGGCCUGGUUAACUUCUCUAAGAUGAGGAUGAUUUCCCACAUCAUCCGGGAGAUCCGUCAGUUCCAGCAAGCACCUUACAGGAUAGAGCACCAGCCCAAAGUGACUCAGUUCCUGCUGGAUAAAACCCUGGUGAUGGAUGAAGAUACUCUCUACGAGCUCUCACUCAAGAUUGAACCCAGAGUUCCACCUGGAUAAUUCUAACUCCAUUUCAUACACAAAAAUAUCACACACACACAUGUAAAUACAUGUUAUCACAGUUACCAACACAACACAGCUUCAUUUUUCAUAAAGCAGUCGUUGUUGUAAGGAAACUCAGGAGAAAAUGUGCCUUGUUGAAAGAACAUCUGAAGUGUAUAUUUAAUGAACAGACUGUGUCAGACGCGACUCUUUGCCAUACGAUCGAACAGUUAUGACUGUAGUAGCGUCGUGUUAGCUACUGAACAUGGCACUAGAAAGUAACCAGUUGCUGCUAUCACACUGUAAAUACCAAACAAUCUGCCUCUGUAGUCUUGCACAUAAACACUGUCAGAUGAGUUUUACAUUAUUUGUAUGAUCAUGGCUGAAUGAACCUGCUCGGGGCCCCUGCUGACCCCCGUUUCACCUGCUCUCUGUGUAUUGUGUACAGUGUUUGUAUGCUAGAACAGCACAAAGCCCCGGGGUUGCUGUGUCGUCGUUUGUAGGUUGAUGGGAUGUUUAAUCAGGAAAAUUGAGAAUAAAAAUGAAUUUUACAGCAGGAGACAAGCAGAA